AUGGGCGGCAAGAGGCGCAGGCUCGCACAGAAGGAGCAGGCAAAUGCAAAGCGCUUCCAGAAAGGCCAGCCGGGCCAGGGCAGAGGUGACGCGGCGGCGGGACAGCCCAAGUCCAAGAAGGGCCCUAACCCGGCCCACCAGCAGAAGCAGCACGAGAAGCCCACGAUCCCCUUCAACCCGGAGGACCGCAUCCUGCUCGUCGGCGAGGGCGACCUGAGCUUCGCCGCCUCCCUCGCGACCCACCACCGCUGCACGAACCUCGUCGCGACCGUCCUCGAGAAGUCGGCCCAGGAGCUUACGGAAAAGUACCCCCACGCCGCCGAGAAUAUCACGGCCGUCACGUCCCCCCCUCCGCCACCACCGCAGUCCGACGACGGCGAGGAGGAAGAAGAAGAAUUAGAAGGGGACGACGACGACGACGCAGAGGAACCAGACCAACCCAGCGGCAACGUAGCUCCCACAAGAAACAAGAUCGUCUACGGCGUCGACGCAACCAGACCCCUCCCCUCCUCCGCCUCGCGUCCCCCUCCCACACGCAUCCUCUUCAACUUCCCCCACGUCGGCGGCAAGUCCACCGACAUCAACCGCCAGGUCCGCCACAACCAGUCCCUCCUCGUCUCCUUCUUCGACCACGCCCUCCGCGCCCUCGCACCGGGGGGAACCGUCGUCGUCACCCUCUUCGAGGGCGAGCCCUACACCCUCUGGAACGUCCGCGACCUCGCCCGCCACGCGGGGCUCCAGGUCGACCGCAGCUUCCGCUUCCAGGCGUCCGCCUACCCGGGCUACCGCCACGCGCGCACCCUCGGCGUCGUCAAGGCCCGCAACGGCGAGGAGGGCGGCGGGUGGAAGGGGGAGGAGCGCGCCGCUAGGAGCUACGUCUUUGUUAGGAAGGGUGACACCCCGCUGCCCUUUGGCGCGAGCAAGGUGAACACGAGCAAGAAGAGGCGGAGAGGGCAGGAUGACGACGACAGCGAUGAUGAUUUCUGA
Messenger RNA from Clonostachys byssicola, 987 nucleotides. NCBI's taxonomy places the organism in Eukaryota, Fungi, Ascomycota, Sordariomycetes, Hypocreales, Bionectriaceae. The record is from the annotation of a GenBank genome assembly.